Molecule: messenger RNA, 714 nt
Organism: Yarrowia lipolytica CLIB122
Lineage: Eukaryota; Fungi; Ascomycota; Dipodascomycetes; Dipodascales
Product: mitochondrial 54S ribosomal protein mL61
Cellular component (GO): mitochondrion
Molecular function (GO): structural constituent of ribosome
Source: RefSeq, a predicted model, not a curated record
AUGACUGGAGUCGACAAGCAGAUUUUCCAGCUCAACAAGGUCGUCACCGCUCCUGGAGCAUACAAGCUGCCCGACAAUGUCUCGGCUCUGAAGCUCCGUUUCAAGGACUCUGGUAACCGGUCUCAGACCAAGCUGUUCUGGACCCAUUCGCUGCCCACUCUGCAGUUCUGGAACCCCUCCGUCGCCAUGAGUGUGUCUCGAGUCCAGGCUCCUAAGGAGAAGUCCGUUGGACCUACCGUGACCAUCACUCGAACUGAUGGCUCCGAGGAAACCAUUUCUAUCGCCUCCAUGUUCUGGGAGAAAAUGGCCGAGACCAUUGCUGAGGCUGCCGGAGCAACCCCCGUCUCCGCCGGCGAGCUCAAGAAGUACUCCAUCCCCUUUGUCACCGACUACGACAAGAAGAUGGAGCUGGCCAAGAAGACCCAUCUGCGAGAUGUGGCCUUUGCACAGAAGGUGGAGCUGCACAAGCAGCAGGAGGCAGACCGAGAGGCCCUGGAGCUGGCGGCCAAGGAAGAGGCCAAGGCCGCUGCCCAGAAGAAGAAGGACGCCAUGAUCAAGGCCCGAAAGGAGGGACGAGUUUACAUUGAGGGAGAGGAGAACGAAGUUAAGGAGGCUGCUGUCGAGGUUGAGCAGAAGGUGACCGAGGAGGUGGCCGAAGAUGGAGCCAAGAUCGAGAUCAAGGAGACCGAGGUCAAGAUCGAGACCAAGAACUAG